CACAUUGGGCAUCACCAAGGAGAAAGAACUAGGCAGAAGCUAGCAGCAGCACAACCGCUUCGUGUCACAGAGGAGCAGACACCCGCACCGCUUACAAUGGGUCUCUGCGUAUCGUACGACGCAGCAGCCGACGGCGCAGCGACCGCGAGGGUAGUGCUGCCCAGCGGCGAGCUGCGGGAGUACUCUCAUCCGGCCACGGCAGCUAUGGCGCUGGAGGAGCUCAGCCACGGAAAGCAGGGGUGGUUCCUCUGCGACGCCGACGCGAUGGGCUUCGAGGGCUCCGUCGCGGCGGUGGCCGGCGACGCGGAGCUCCGGCCGGGGCAAAUAUACUUCGUGCUCCCGGCCGAGAUGCUGCGCCGUAGAGUCACCCUCGAAGAGGUGUCUGCGCUGGCCGUCAAGGCCAGCGCGGCGCUCGUCAAAGCCUCUUCUGCCGGCGGCCGGCGCCGGCGAGGCUCCGUUGCACCGCUCAUGUUCGAGCCAUCCGAGGAGGAUUACUCCGACGAUGCGGUGAUGACUCAUAUCACGGCGAAGCCGGUGGUGGCCCGGAAGCGGGUGGUCGCGUACCGUGCCGGGAGAUCGCCGCCGAGGUUCUCUCCCGACUUGUCCGCCAUCCCGGAGAGCGAUUAGAGGAGCCGCGCCAGCAUAACGAUAGAGCACAAAAAAGCAAAUCGAGCACCAUCUGGAUCGGGCGGCGGACGGAGGCGAGAAAGAAAGUGGAAAUGCUUGAACGCGAAAAUAGUGGCGUUUUUUGUGUGCUGAUAAUGUAGGCUUCAGAAAAACAAGUAGGGAAAUGUACAUACAUGGCAGUGUAAAUAUUCUGGAAAAUAAAAUGUCAGUGUAAAUAUGAAUGGCAUGUAGACUUGUACAGUGCUGGCCUGAAAUGGACCGCUUGUAAAUAUGAAUGACA
Lolium perenne is the source of this 907-nucleotide messenger RNA. RefSeq lists its product as uncharacterized. NCBI's taxonomy places the organism in Eukaryota, Viridiplantae, Streptophyta, Magnoliopsida, Poales, Poaceae. The record is from RefSeq and is a predicted model, not a curated record.